AAUUGGAGUCCCUUGCGAUUCAAACCCUAAGCAUCUUGUCCAUUGCAAUUCAACCAUAUAAGCAUCUUCCGUGUUCAGAGUCGAAUAGAAACGACAGCUUUGAAAACAUUCUCAGCAAUGGAGGAAAUCUCGCAAUCAUCCGCGCCACCACUUGAUUCCCUCAAACUGUCCCACAAGAUUACGGAAGUCGCCGCCGGAGACGCUCACACUCUCGCUCUCACCGAUGAAAGUGGAAAAGCUGAAAUCUCCUCUCAAAAAAGAAAAAGAAUAAUGGAGGAAAUCUCGCAAUCAUCCGUUCCACCACUUGAUUCCCUCAAACUGUCCCACAAGAUUACCGAAGUAGCCGCCGGGGAAGCUCACACUCUCGCUCUCACCGCGGAUGGGAACGUUUAUUCUUGGGGAACAGGAGUGUUUGGCCGCCUCGGCACUGGAUCGGAGAUCGACCAGAUGUUUCCUGUCAGAGUUGAGUUUGGCUCUGCAGCUGUUAAGAUUGUGGCUAUUGCGGCUGGAGCUUAUCACAGUCUCGCGCUUGCAGAUAAAGGAAUGUUUGUCAUCACCAUUUUAAAAUCCUUGACUGAUACAUGGAUGACCAACUUGGUGCAAAUGGAGAAAAUUUGCUAGCUCCUCAUUUACUCAAAGGAUUCAUCGGGCUGGGUUCCCUGAAUGCCUCAAGAGAGGAAGCGGAAAACAAGGUAUUAAUGAUGUCUUCUGUUAAAGCCGGAGCAAUGAUGUCUUUAGCAAUUGACAGUCUAGGAGGUCUCUGGAUAUGGGGCAACUGCCCUCAGCCACAACAAGACAAUCCAGUUGAUGCUAAAUUCUCUAUCGCAUGCACUCCUAAUCCAACUCCUGUAUGGAGCUUUCAUGGGCACACUGUUGUUAAGGUAGCAUGUGGAUAUGAGCAUAUUGUGGCAUUAGUGACCACAGGGGAAACGUUCGACGGGGAUAAUGAUCUUGUGUGCUAUUCUUGGGGUGGAAACAGUCAUGGCCAAUUAGGUUUGGGGGAUAAAGAAAGCCGAAUCUUUCCGGAAAUCGUCAAACCCUUUGAUUCCCAAUCCCCUUGGACUGUUUAUGAGGUGGCGUGUGGGGCUUUCCACACAGCUUUACUAUCAAAGAAAACCCAAAAUGGCAUAUCAGGAAGUGUUUGCUGGACAUUUGGCCUAGGUGAAAAUGGGCAAUUAGGUCAUGGCACUAACCAAAGCCAUUUAUCCCCCGAACCAGUGAGAGAAUUGCCAAGUACUGCAACUCUCAUUUCGAUUGACUGUGGUUUGUUCCACACCAGUCUUGUCUCAUCAGCUGGAGAUGUUUGGUCAUGGGGAAUGAAAAAAGGCAUGGGUCUAUGCCCCGGUACAAGGUUCACCGGAGAUGAAACUGAUGAUGCAAUGUUGCCUGUGUUGAUCCAUUGUGAAUGUCGGCAUAAUAAGUUUCAAGAACCUGUCCAAGUUGUCUGUGGCGCAGCCCAUACGGUUCUCCUCUCAGAUUCUGGGUACAAGAUCUGGUCGUGGGGACAGGGAAGGAGCGGGGUACUUGGAACCGGUCAAACAACUGAUGCUUUCAUUCCCACUCUCGCAAUGUGGCCCCCACCUCUAGAUGAAGGUAAGAACAAAAAAGGUAAUGAAGAAAUGAGACUUACCAAGGAGGUCUUUGAAAUGCAGAAAAAGCUAAGUGCAGCCAAAAUGGAGAUAGGUCAGCUUCAAAUGAAACUAUCUGUGAUUGGAAAGUACGCUGGCAUCCUUCACAGCUCUAUAUUUGGGAAACCGUUUGAUGACACACAAGAUAUCCCUGCCUCUGUGGACAGUGGGGGUACGCUCGAAAUAGCAAAGGAGUGGAAAAACAUGUGGGAGUGCUUGGAUCUUGGAAUGCUAGUGAGGCUAGAGAUGUUUUACAGCAACAUGCUUGCUGGUGUUAAGGAUAUCAAAUUGAAGAGACGGAUCAAGGAGAUUGUUGUCGAUUGCCUUGGCCCGAUCCAGUUGUCUGGGACCGGUACCAGGUCAGGGACCUGGCCCGGUGGAGAUGGCAAGCGGGCUCCGAGCUGAUGUUUUAUCUGUGAAUGAGUUUUUUUUUUUGAAAGGGUCUGUGAAUGAGGGUUAGUACCCAUUAUUUAUGUCAAUAUAAUGCACACAAUGAAUUGUACAUUGUUAAAAAGUUGGACUUCACUUAUCGCACAUACUUUUGUACCCUUAAACACCCUCCGUUAACA
Molecule: messenger RNA, 2197 nt
Organism: Cuscuta epithymum
Lineage: Eukaryota; Viridiplantae; Streptophyta; Magnoliopsida; Solanales; Convolvulaceae
Source: the annotation of a GenBank genome assembly